UCAGACAACGGUUACGCUGCUCUCUACCAAGCACCUAACUGCCGUGUGUGGUGGAUUCCUUUCUUUUAAGAAUUAGGUUUCAUUGUUUAAAAGGAAUUUGAGAAAAACGCAGUUUCCGUGUCCCACUGAGCGUCUCAGGUUGUAGUUUGGCACCUAGACUCAAUGUUCCAGGAUAUGGGCAGCAGCAUACAAAUACUUUCAUUUGAAAUGUGGAUGUGGAUUCUGAUCGGCCUCGACAUCAUCACAAAAGUGCAAGGCUUUUCAAGUGGAAUCUUCUUACAGUCAUGUAAUUCGCUGUCACCUCAGCAUCCAGUAGGAAAUGGGACCAAUUUCUCUGCUCAGACCUCUGCAGCCCCCUUUAUGGUGGAUUUUGAGAGCAGAAACCCUGGAGAUCCCAUUACAGUUGUCCUCAGGAGCACCGGGUCCACGGAGUUUAGAGGAUUUAUGAUGGAGGCUAGAGAGGCAGCUCCAGCCGACAGCAGCCCACUGGUUGGAGCUUUCAUCUCACUUAACAAUACCACGACUCGACUCUUGACAUGCAAUGGUUUAGCGGAUUCAGCUGUUAGUCAACGCAACAAUCAAAGGAAGAGUUUGUUCCGAGUCAACUGGACCGCACCACAAAUAAAUCAAGAUAUCGUCUUCAGAGCCACAUUUGUUGAGAAGUUUGCAGUAUUCUGGGAGAAUGUGACGUCGACUUUCAAUUUAUCCACAACCACUCCAGCACCAAGUACUACAACAAUUACUCCAGCACCAAGUACUACAACAAUUACUCCAGCACCAAGUACUACAACAAUUACUCCAGCACCAAGUACUACAACAAUUACUCCAGCACCAAGUACUACAACAAUUACUCCAGUAUCAACACAAGCUCCAGCACGGACAACUGGAGAUUGUGUUUCUCCUCCUGGGUUUGGUGGUGUCUGUCCUCCAAAAAAUACCUCAGCACCAAACACUACAGAUACUCCAACGCCUUGUCCUCGAUCGAUCAGAAAGCAAGUAGGUACUGCGCUGAUGUGUGUGGACCUCAUUUUGGAGGGAGUAAAAAUGGAAAUGCCAAACAUAUUCCCAGUCGUAAUGGCAAAGGGGACCCGUCGUCUCAGUGAGGCGUCAAAGACAGCGCUGAGCAUACUUUGUCUUGGAGUCGAGAUCGCGUCGUUGAUCUUGUUUGGUGUAGAAUCUUCCUGUAAUGAGAUUCUCGUUGGUCUUGUGUGUGUGGUGAUAGUGAUAAAUUUCACAGAGCAGGUGAUCUGGUCUCUGACAGUCAGACGUAAACUGGAACAAAGCGGUAUCCUUGCUGGGAAAGUGUGUUUUGUUGUCCACCAGAGCUUCACACUUGCCAUCCUCUAUGUCAGUGUUUCCAUUAACUGUGGAAAGACCUGGAGAGAUUCUUGGCCUCUGAAAGUGUUGAUUGUGCUCACCGUAUGGAUUUUCUUGACUGCAGUUUGGAUUUUGGGAUUCAGCACUCAGAAAAUAGAGGAAGCAAAUGAAAAAGGGUCCUUAACCUUCAUGUUUAACAGCACAGAAAACCCCCUGAAAAAGGAGAGAGGGUCUCCAGAGGUUCACUGGAGGCGGGUCACUUUUCACCCUGAAGACAAGGGGAGUGCACAGGAUCUGAAGACAACACGAGGAUUAAAUAGUUGCCAACAAAAUCGUAGCCAACAAAACCACAGCCAACAAAAACAAAAGAAGAAUCACUCUGCAGUUCAGGUGAUUGUCUCGGUUCUCUUCAUCAUUGGAACCACGUCUCUUGCUGUAGCUGUUAUUGUCGGCAUUUUUGGGAGUCAGAAAAACUAGGCCUGUUCACCAAUACAGGCCUAUGAAGAUGCACUGCACGCACAAUGCGCUGUUUUACAUGUUUUAUUUAUGUUUAUGUUGCACAUUUUUAAGUUCUUUAUGAACAAUGUAUGUUGAUACUGUGUUGCCUCGCCUGCUGUAAAUACUAGAAUGUCAAAAUAACCAUUUCAUUCAUUGCACAUCAUACCAGUGCAACAGAUUGUACAAUAGACUGAUUCUGUGGUGGCAUUUCACAUGGUUGGUUUGUCAUUUUUCAAGGAAGUAUAAUAAUUGAGGUCAGGAGUGUUUUAAGCAUGUGAUUGUGCCCAUUGCAAGGAUAAGUGCUUCUGCAAUGAAAAGCAAAUUAUAUGCAUGGUAUAAAAGAGGAGGCCAAAUGUGGAGCACUUGCUCAUAAUGGAAAUUUCCCUCUUUUAUGUAACGGUGACGCUAAAUCAGCGAACUAGAACUAUCAUAAUAUGUCGUAAAGUCUGUGGUUACAAUGCCUACAAGUUCCCACGAUAAUACAACAGUUUGUAUCUGCUGCUGUGUUUUUGUAUCAAACUUCCCUUUUAACUUUUAUAUUCGUGUAAAUUAUUAACUGCAUUGUUAAUGUGUAUGUCACAAUUUUCUAUGUAAACAUUAAUAUCAAAUCCCACAACUUCAAAAUACAAAGUCUCUACUGUC
Messenger RNA from Amphiprion ocellaris (clown anemonefish), 2457 nucleotides. RefSeq lists its product as uncharacterized. The transcript is spliced from 14 exons. Bases 163 to 1794 code for a protein of 543 amino acids. Gene Ontology annotation, molecular function: oxidoreductase activity, acting on metal ions. Lineage: Eukaryota; Metazoa; Chordata; Actinopteri; Pomacentridae. The record is from RefSeq and is a predicted model, not a curated record.